Molecule: messenger RNA, 1109 nt
Organism: Papilio polytes (common Mormon)
Lineage: Eukaryota; Metazoa; Arthropoda; Insecta; Lepidoptera; Papilionidae
Product: 15-hydroxyprostaglandin dehydrogenase [NAD(+)]-like
Exons: 5
Coding region: 193-1005 (270 amino acids)
Cellular component (GO): cytoplasm
Molecular function (GO): oxidoreductase activity, acting on the CH-OH group of donors, NAD or NADP as acceptor
Source: RefSeq, a predicted model, not a curated record
CCCUUCAUUUCGUUGAAAAAUAGAGAUAAACAUAUGUUCUAUCCUUUAUCUUAAGAAAACUUGUUAAUAAAUUUGGUAACAUUUUCUUAAGUUUCUUGCAUUAGUCAAGGUGGGAAUCUUGAAGUGAUUGCUCGUGCGUUGCUGUUGCAAGUUUUCUUAAAUUCUUGUUAAAAUAUUACAAUUUUAAGCGCAAUGGCUGAAGUUAACGAUAAAAUAGUAUUUCUAACAGGUGGUGCUAAUGGCAUUGGAGCUGUAGUUGUUAAAGAUUUCCUUCAUAAAGGAGCUAAAUUUGUUGCAUUUUUGGAUAUUGACAAUAAAUCCGGAUUGAAACUUGAGAAGGAAUUAGGUGAAGUUUAUGGAAAGGAUAAAUUGAAAUUCAUAAAAUGUGAUGUAACUAAUGAUGAACAAUUAAACGAAGCAUACAAUAAUGUGAUCAAAGAUAAAGGAUGCAUAGAUCUCAUCAUAAACAACGCAGGUAUAGGAAUAGAGACUUCGGAUAAUUACAAAAAAUUAAUCGACAUUAACUUUAAAGCACUGGUCACGAGCACAUUAAAGGGCCUGGAAUUUAUGAGAAAGGAUAACGGCGGCAAAGGUGGCACGAUUAUAAACAUAUCAUCAAUUGCCGCUUUAAUGCAAAUUGCUCCAACCUAUUUUGUAUACUUUGCGACAAAAAGUGCUAUUCUUCAGUUCAGCAACUGCAUGGGAUUGCAGAAUUAUUACGAUGUAACCGGUGUUCGUAUUAUCACAAUUUGCUUCGGGUGCACCGAGACCGCUUUACUCCGCAAUAUGAGCAGUUUUGAUUCCGUCGUCAAUCAACAAAUGGUACCUAUUGUUAAGCAGUUUCCUUUGCAAAGCGUGGAGUCUGCGUCACGAGGUUUAGUAGAAGUGUAUGAAAAAGGUGAUAGUGGCGACACCUGGUUGGUUUGUAAUAAUAAACCACCGCAAAACAUAACGCCAAGAAUUAGGAAGGCCUACGAGAUACUAUCAGAAGGUAUAUUCGAGUAAUAAGGGAACAUCUGAAACACAAUCGACAGCACAUUGAUAAAAAAAAUGGUGUUUGUAAGAAGAAAUAUUUGUAAUUACCAUUAAAAUAUGUUUUUUUCAUGCUA